Molecule: messenger RNA, 1484 nt
Organism: Camponotus floridanus (Florida carpenter ant)
Lineage: Eukaryota; Metazoa; Arthropoda; Insecta; Hymenoptera; Formicidae
Product: odorant receptor 63a-like
Exons: 5
Coding region: 216-1430 (404 amino acids)
Biological process (GO): sensory perception of smell; detection of chemical stimulus involved in sensory perception of smell
Cellular component (GO): plasma membrane
Molecular function (GO): olfactory receptor activity; odorant binding
Source: RefSeq, a predicted model, not a curated record
UGACAACAUUAAAAAAUGCAAAUUACGAGUCACUACAAAGUCACGACUUUUAUGACUCGUAGGGAUCGGAAAGGUUCAUCGAACGGGCCGCGCAUGCUUCGUAGUCGUAGAAAUCCGUGUUGAAUUUUUAUUUCGCAGUAGUAAAGUUCAAGUUGGCAGUAACGUUACAUCGGAAGCAAAAGGUCGCGUUUGUUAACACACACAUCGCCAAUAAAAUGAAACAAAAUAAGAAUCACAUCUCGGAUUUUUAUUAUGCCGUCCAGAUAAGCUUUCGCUUACUGAAGCCGAUCGGCGCCUGGCCGUUGCGACAGCAAGCCACCAAGAUAGAAGUUAUCAUUCACGGCUUGUCGAUCGCCGUCGCCACGUUUCUUCAAUUUUUUUCAGUCGCCUCGUGGAUCACAUGUAUAAUUACUACAAAAUGGAGUUUAUACGAGAUUCUUAGAACCGCAUGUCCAUUGAUAUUUACAUUUACCGUAUUUCUGAGGUAUCUCCUGUUGCUGUUAAAUCAGAAUAAGAUCAAAUCAUGCAUCGAUCAAAUUGCUGAAGACUGGCGAAAUGUGACGAUAAUCGAGGAUCGCGAGAUCAUGCUAGCUAAUGCCAAGUCGGGACGCUAUUUUGGUAUCAUCUCCAUAGCGUUUAUGUUCGGCAGUGGUAUACCUUAUAACUGCAUGCCAUUAGUAUUACCACCUAUCGUUACGGAAGACAAUAUAACGAUUAGAUUGUUGCCCAACCCCUGUGAGCUGAUCUUCUUGGACGUCCAGGUCACUCCAGUUUACGAAAUCGCAUAUGUAUUAGUAGCUUUAUCGUGUAUCACUGCGUAUACCACGUUCUGCGGCAUUUGUAGCUUAACAGCCAAAUUUGUAACUCACGUAUGCGGUCAAUGCGAUAUCCUGAUGCAUGUUUUCGAAGAGUUGAUCGAUGGUGGUAAUCGAAAUCCAGGUACCGUCGAUCAAAGGAUUAGUACCGCUAUAAUACAUCAUCUUCGAAUACUCAAAUUCGUUUCUGACGUAGAUAAGGUAUUGAACGGGAUAUGUUUAGCGGAAUUUAUAAAUGCUUCAUGUAAUAUAUGUUUACUUGGUUAUUACGUUAUCAUGGAUUGGAAUAAUCAGGAAUCAAUGCUACAAAUUUUUGUGUAUUUCGUCGCCUUUAUAUCAAUUACUUUUAACAUAUACAUAUUUUGCUAUAUUGGCGAACGGCUCGUAGAUCGAUGCCAACAAGUAGGCAUUAAGUGUUACAUGAUUGAAUGGUAUCGUUUGCCACAAAAUAAGGCACGUAACUUGAUGUUCCCGAUUAUUAUGUCGAAUUAUCCGGUUGAGCUUACUGCCGGAAAAAUGGUAAAAUUAACUAUGAAUAGUUUUUCUAAUAUUUUAAGAACGUCAAUGGCAUACCUUAAUUUACUUCGCGAAGUUUCCUCGCGAGAUAUUAUGUAAAUAUACAAGAGUUGCCUAUAUUUUUCAAUGAAAUAAUUAGGAAACAUAAAAGAU